This is a messenger RNA of Batrachochytrium dendrobatidis JAM81, 681 nucleotides long. RefSeq lists its product as uncharacterized. Bases 1 to 681 code for a protein of 226 amino acids. The record is from RefSeq and is a predicted model, not a curated record. Lineage: Eukaryota; Fungi; Chytridiomycota; Chytridiomycetes; Rhizophydiales. The transcript has a single exon.
AUGAAAUACCUAAACUUUUGUAUUGCUGCUGUGAGUUUUGUAUUGUCCAGCAGUGCAUAUGCCGCUCCGCCCAAACAACAGUCAAGCCGUCCACAUGUCCCAAACAUAAUAGUCAGUGUUUCCAGCCAGGACAACAACCGCAAUAGGCAGGAGUUUAUUACCAAAUUGGUGAAUAUGGCAGGAUUAGGAAUGAAACACAUUGGCAAACUUAUCAUUGACGACGUGAUAUACGAUCCCAAUUAUAGACAAGCGUAUUAUGUUAUCGAUGGUGAUCAGGCUCAUGAUAAAGUAGACUAUUGGGGAAGAGACGCACUUGUUGACGUGUUGCUAAGCGUCAUCCCUGAACCACCAGGACGUCCAAGUCCUGAUGGACAAUAUGAGUAUCCUGAUACACCCGUUCAAUCUGGACUGAUUGGCAGGUUCUGGUUAUGGCCGAAACACGAACCUAAAGUAGCGACACCGAAUGCUAGCAAUGCACCAAAGUCUAUUUUGAACAGACUUGAUGGAUAUCAUGCAUCGGCCGAGUCGUUUUCGCGCAGAUAUACUUUGUGGAGUCAACAAGUACUACAGCUUUUGAAUCAACUGGAUGUUCGAACCACCACUAUUCCAACGGUUUUCCUCACUCUCAAAAGCACUAGCAAGGUUUUGAGCAAACAACUUGAAUGCUUUGAUCAGUUUUAA